Pseudoliparis swirei is the source of this 2162-nucleotide messenger RNA. It is a transcript of the gene asb11, whose product is annotated as ankyrin repeat and SOCS box containing 11. Gene Ontology annotation, biological process: positive regulation of protein catabolic process; protein ubiquitination; intracellular signal transduction. Gene Ontology annotation, molecular function: protein binding. Bases 1 to 795 code for a protein of 264 amino acids. The record is from RefSeq and is a predicted model, not a curated record. Lineage: Eukaryota; Metazoa; Chordata; Actinopteri; Perciformes; Liparidae. The transcript has 7 exons.
AUGGCUGACUUCUGGUCGGACAGAACUCCUCUCCACGAGGCCGCCUGCCAAGGGAGGCUGCUGCAAAUGAGAAGCCUCGUAGUUCAAGGCUUCCACGUAGACACGCUCACCAUGGACAGCGUCUCUCCUCUCCACGAAGCUUGCCUCGGUGGACAUUACGCGUGUGCCAAGUUCCUGCUGGACCGUGGAGCAAAUGUGGAGAUGGUGUCAACAGAUGGCGCCACACCUCUGUUCAACUCUUGCAGCAGCGGGAGUGCUGCUUGUGUCCGGCUCAUGUUGCAGCACAGCGCCUCCAUCCACACCCCCGACCUGCUGGCAUCACCCCUUCACGAGGCUGCGAAGAAAGGUCACAGAGAGUGUCUGGAGCUGCUGCUGUCGUACGGAGCGGACAUGGACAUGGAGCUCCCCGUGGUGGGGACGCCGCUGUAUUCUGCCUGCAUGGCCCGGGCUGCCGACUGUGUCAGGCUGCUGCUCCACUCAGGAGCAGACGUACGAAUCGGGUGUGGGCGGGACAGUCCUCUCCAUGCUGCAGUUCGAGGAGGAGGAGCCAACAUUGUGGAUCUUCUUCUGGACUUUGGGGCUGAUAGGUGUUGUAGGAACGCAGAGGGAAAGACUCCUCUGGAUCUGUCGACGGAAAACAGCGUAGUGAGAGUCGGACUGCAGAAAAAAGGUCCGGGCUCUCUGUCUCAGCUCUGUCGGUUCUGUAUUCGGCAAAGUCUGGGAAGCAGUCGUCUCCACAGAGCCUCUGGCCUCUUCCUCCCUCACAGUAUUAAGGAGUUCCUCCUCUACCAAUGAGCCAUAUCGCUGCCUUGCUACUGAGGCUCUCUGAGUUGUCCUUCACAUUUGUAAAGUUAAAAAAAGACAUUCAAACUCAGAGAAACUUCCAAGAUAUUCAUAUAGCUGAAACUUUAAUGUAUCAGGUUCUGUAUUUUUAUACUUUUAAUGAAGUGCUUUCCAUUUCGUGUCCAUGGAUUUUAAAUUAUUCCAAAAAUGUUUGCAAAUGGGAUCUCUGGGGUCUGUGUGCAGGUGUUGGUGAGGUAGUACUGCAUGGAGAACAUGUUGUGGCUGCAGAAGGAGUUGGGUGGAAUCUGGCUCGUUGCCUCCAGAGAUGUCAGCUGAAGGCUAUAAGUUUGAAACUGUUUUUGGGAAAUUAGCUUCCUUGACAUCUGAAGCCUGCUCCUCAUCUCCGUGGAGCUGGUGGGGCUACAACACGUUGUCAUCCCGGCUCGUCAACAUACAGAUACGUGGUCAGGACCCAUGGCGUCACCUUCUAAUGCACUGAGUACCCUGGCGUGUCCAACUAUGACGCCCCACUACAUUUACGUCGAGGCUACAAAAACACCUCGGAUGUGCUUAACAAUGAAGCGGAAACAAAGUAAAACAUACACAACGUCACAAAAAAUACGUAGAACACGUGACUUCGGAAUUACUGGACAUAAACUCCAAUCCCAGACAUUAGGAUCCAGGUUGAAAUUCCCACGUGUGAUUGACCCUUCUACCUCUCCCUGCGGCCGUAUGCAACUUUUUUUCUGUGUUUAUACUUCGCCGUUACACUUCCAGAGCAUUGUCUCUGAGCGUCUCAUAACGAUGCAGAUGGGUUAGCAUUGUAGUUAAAUCCUGUUCCAUCUCAAACGAUGGCCAAAAGUUGCAACGUACCCUGGUAUAUAAUGCACUGAGAAGGAGAACGGGAUGGAGGCUAAAUAAAUUGGACGCUACCAGCAACUCACCCGACUCUAUCAGAACUGUGGCGGUCGCGCUGCAUGGUCGGUAUCCUCGGCUGAUUUAGUUAUGCAGGAUCUCACAAAACAGAUAUAUGGUGUAAAUAUCUGUAUCCACUUUGAGUAAAUACUGUAUUUUGUAGAAAGUAUUUUAAACGGAUUAUAGUAAUCUAAAUGUGAGAAAGCCUGCCGAGCUGUGUUUUUAUUCGGCAGUGAGUCUUUUACUGUUUUAUCCGUUUUAAUUGGCUCCUAAUUCCACAAUUGCUGUACUCUGAUCUGUGUUUAUAUUGUGCUCUGUGAACAGUAAUGUAGAGUCAUUUAUGUCCUUGUACCCUAAUGUGCAGCAUACCUGUGCAAUCAUUUGAGUCUUCAGGGGGUUUCUUCUGCAUUGCUGCACACGUGUCUGUCUGUCCUCUGCACCAAUAAAACCCACUGAACUGAGAA